AUGCCUUUCAAUGCGUUGACUGUUGGCGUUGCGGUGGCACCCACUGUCCUUUCGACACUACUCUCUCAUUAUACAAAUCGCAAAGCCUACCGAAAGAAACAUGCCGCACGCAUUUCUUAUCACGAAGGCCUGGAUAUCGUUCGUCGCUUUCUCUAUUACUCUUCUCUCCAUACGGUUGAAGACCUGCAGUCGUUUACAUCGCAGAGGGUUCCUUACCCCAGAUGGAUAAACGUUGAUGCAGUUGUAAUUCCCGAGGAUCACGUCGCAGCGGCAGCCGACCUCCUUAUUAUCCAAUUGGGACCAGAUGGCCUGUCGCGGGUUGGGGGCAGCAAGUGGUGGCAGUGGCGCGGAAGUAAACGCGCUCUCCAAGGGGAGUGGAUAGAGACGGUGCGUGAUUUAGCAGCCCGGCAGCGGCAGGGUACUCAUUGCAAUCGAAUAAUGCUCUACAUUCAUGGAGGAGCAUACUAUUUUGGCAGCUUGAAUUCCCAUCGAUAUCAGAUACAGAGACAUGCAAGGAAACUGAAAGCUAGAGUUUUUGCUCGUAAGUCUAUUACCACCUUAUACCUAAGCUCGGCAUACCGGUUAGCUCCACAGUUCCCUUUCCCUUGCGGGCUGCACGAUUGCCUCGCAGCAUAUCUUUAUCUGCUAAGCAGAUACAAGUCUUCAGAAAUUAUAAUAGCUGGUGACUCUGCAGGGGCUGGAAUGGCCCUGUCCGUUUUGGUUACAAUACGCGACCAAAGACUGCCGUUACCCGCCGGAGCAAUACUAAUCUCUCCUUGGGUUGACUUAACACACUCCUUCCCAUCGGUGUCCGGGAAUGGGGACGGGGACUACAUCCCCCCUUACGGUUUCAUGCACCGCCCAUCUAAGUCAUGGCCUCCCCCUAGCGCGGAUGAGCUGGAUGAAAUCGUGAGAGUUGGACGGACUGCCCGAGCAGAAGGGCACUUACCUCCAAAUAGGACAGAGGACAGCCAAACUUCUGUCCGGCGGUCCCCUGGAUACGUGCCAUCUGUACGUAGCUGGAAAAGUUCAAUGGGACGUCGAUCGUUCUCUUCAGUUAUCGAGAGUUAUGAUAUAUUCCCUAAUCGAGCCAACUGCUUGGAGAUCGAGAUCGACGGGAAAGUCGUUGAAAUAAAAGACCAGAUCCACAUGUACACCACAAACGAGUUGCUAUCCCAUCCACUUGUUUCCCCUGUUCUCCAACCUUCCCUGGGUGGCUUACCGCCAAUGUUUGUCCUUUCAGGAGGCUCGGAGCUGCUUCGUGAUGAACAGAUUUACCUGGCUCACAAAGCUACCGAUCCACAUUCCUACCUACCAAGCGAGGAAUACCUUAACGUUCACGACCCACACCGCAAUGCUGUCAAUGGAUAUCCACCAACAUUCGUUCAGCUCCAAGUAUGGGAUGAUGUUUGCCAUGUGGCCCCUACGCUCAGUUUCACACAGCCAGCCAAAUAUAUGUUUCGAUCAAUAGCCCAAUUCGGCGCUUGGGCAUUGGCUCGAGCCCAGCAGACCGGCGUUGAAAUCCCUAACCAGGUGUCGGAAAUUUCGUCCAGAGAUGUUGACACUCCACAUUCAGCGACACAAGACCGCAUGUCACCCAGUCCAUACUCGGGUUUCACCAAGAUUGGAAAGGCUGGCGAUCCUCUCCCGCCUUUCCAGGACUACAUGAUCCGUCAACGAGUUGAUAUAGAUGGCAAUAUAUAUCCCUUGGCAGCAAGAGCUUAUCUUACCGCAUUGCAUAUAACUCCUGAAGAAAUUGGCAUCCCUAAACCGGGACCAGUCCGGAAAUGGCUGAGAGCCAAGGAGGCGUGGGAUAGCGCCUUUUCAAAGGAAAAAUCAGCCUGUCAGCAACAGAGGCUCGAGGAGAUUAUGCGGGGGAUUGGUGUAUUUCGGCUUGGAGAAUUCCCCCCACCAUGCGCAUUGGCAUCAAGGAAGGAUAUUUCUGUAGCAUAUGAAGAACAGGAACAUAAGAACCACGCGAUGUGGUUCUGGAGUCUUCUAGCAUCCAAAUAUGACACGAAGACCAUGGAGAAUGAAAGAAUUAUGAUGGGGAUGGAGUACCAGGAGGGCAAACGACCUUCUGUUAGGUCUUCUCUCCGCAAGAAACUACUACCACAUAUGAAACAGAAACGGAGAAACACCAUCCUCCAGCAAACCGUAAUGGAUCUUGGCCAAGCUACUGAAUCUAUUCCAGUCCUUGUGCUUCACCUAGGCUCAGAACGCCGGGACUUCUCAUCAACAGGGUUACCAGAUGCCAACACUGAGCCUUCUGGCCAGCCACCGGCGAUACAGCCCAUUGAAUCUCAGCCAGAACUCGCUGACUAUACUGGGUUUAUGGACGACUCUGGAGCUUCCGGACAGUCUUCACCAGAAUACACAGAUGACGCAAGCGCCGUAAAGGAUGGGAAAGGGUUCAUCUCUCCCAUCCCCACUGCUGCACGACCGGAUACGAAUUCCAAAAGUCCGCUUGAACAGAAGUCCCCAAAUGGUACCGCAUCCACUGCCUCAAUUAUCCCCAUCCAGAAUGGCAUACAGGAUAGCGGCGGCAGUCAAACCAGCGGGGAAGGUCAUGCCUUUCCACAAGUCGUUGAUCAUAGCCAGCUUCUUGCAAAACGCAAGGAAGGGAUUGAUCGCGUUGCAAGUGCGAGUGAACCAAAGGUACGGCUUUUUUUGGAAGAGAAUGGAAAACCUAAUGUAUGA
Messenger RNA from Paracoccidioides brasiliensis Pb18, 2700 nucleotides. RefSeq lists its product as uncharacterized. The record is from RefSeq and is a predicted model, not a curated record. The transcript is spliced from 5 exons. Gene Ontology annotation, molecular function: hydrolase activity. Bases 1 to 2700 code for a protein of 899 amino acids.